AUGUCAGCCACAACAGUCAUGGAAGCACCUGUGGCAGAGCAUCCACCAAGUAAUGGCUACGUCAACGAUGUUACGCCCAUUGCAGUUCAGGUAAAUGGAACGAAUGGAGUCGCGAAGAAAGCCGAAAAGAAAGCCCCCCCAAGACAUUGCGAUACCUGGUUCUAUCCAGCGGAUAUUGAGAAUGAUCUGAAGAGUGUCGACCUGCCUGAGAGAGUGAUUGGAGAAACUCUCGCCUGCGCAUGGGAAUACACGCGAUGCGUGAUCCCACACUUCACGAACUGGAAACGAUACAUUGCAUUCGCACGAAUCAUUGAGAUCGGCAUCAUUGCCGAGUUUCGUGGUGGUCUCGUAGAUGUUUCUGGAGGCAAUAGCCUCCUAGGAUUUGAACUAGACGAGCUACUCGACACCGUUUUCGGGGGCACCCCUGGUGCUGAGGAUAUGGCUCGUGAAUAUCGAGCAUUCCUUUUGAUCACGGGAGACAAGUGCAGCAACCGAAGAGAUUCGGAGCUCUUCCGCAGAUACGUCAAUGCCCUUGCUCAAUCACCGAAGACUUGGUUCCGUAUGCGGGACUGCGAUGCUCUGGUGCGAUUCACCAUUGCUGCUGCGUUGAGGUGUAACGAUUUCAACGAAAUCUGGUUCAACGAAGAAGAGCUCCAAAUUCUCGCCGAGCUGGGAGACACUCUAUACGAUGCGGUGGCCUUCCACAAGCAUCGUGCAGAAGGCGAGACCAACAGUACUUUUGCAUAUGUCGAUGAAAGUCUACGAAAAGAAUCGUUCCGACGCGCUCGCGAGGUUUUGUGGGCACUGGACGUUGCCUGGGCACACUCGCCCGCGCACCGAUGCGUGAUUGAUUUCAUACGACCGUUUGGUGGACCCAUCCACAUGAUGAUGAGACGCUACCGAUUCGUCGAAGACGGUCUGACGAUAGGAAACUCCGAGACUGAAGACGUCGUGGCUGCGACGCGCCAGAACUUCAAGCUCUGGAACCGCAUUGACUCCAAUGCAAAAUAUGUGGAGGAUGCUCGAUACUCGGAUAUCCUGAAGCAGAGCGAUAGAUUGAUGUUCACUGGGUUGGUAGACCUGCUCCAGAAUGCGAACAAGGGUCACUGCCACUACUGCCACUACCGUUUGUCGUAUGGUGCUCAAGCAUCUGGACAGUUUGGUGGAGUCAAGCUCUGUGACCGUGGCAAAGCAGAGUGGAGCCAGUAUGUGGAAGAUUUCCCUGCACGGGCCGCUGAAAUUUUUCCUGAAAUCAAGACUCACUGGAGGACUUUGGGAGCUGCGAACCCUGCGAGCUGA
Molecule: messenger RNA, 1299 nt
Organism: Exophiala bonariae
Lineage: Eukaryota; Fungi; Ascomycota; Eurotiomycetes; Chaetothyriales; Herpotrichiellaceae
Gene: ABA3
Product: Molybdenum cofactor sulfurase
Exons: 1
Coding region: 1-1299 (432 amino acids)
Source: RefSeq, a predicted model, not a curated record